AUGGUAACCGAUUACAAUGUGAGAUGGCAGCUGAAGAUGCUUGAUCAUGACAGGAACAUGCCGAGAAAUCAAAUUAUAAGCAAAAUUAACGAAAUUGUCAGCAAACUACCGCAAAACGUUCAGCAAGUUUACAAAAAACUGGUGGACAGCGAAGCAGCAAAAAAGGAUGCAGAAUACGAAGUUGAAAUGAUCGUUUUACAGAAUCGCGGUGCCCCACAACAGAUUCUUGAGUUGGUUAAACAAAUUCAUGCGAUCAAGAUGGAUAUGACACUGUCACGUUACCAAGAAGAUCAGAAGAUCAGAGAGCUGAAAUGGCAAAUGAGCGGGUAUGAUGGAUAUUAUCAUGGAUAUCGUGGUGGAUAUCACCAUCAAAAUCUCAAUAAUUGGCAUGACUCGCACGAUAACUCGGCCGAUGUUUCCAUCGAGGAUUAA
Messenger RNA from Anisakis simplex (herring worm), 432 nucleotides. The record is from the annotation of a GenBank genome assembly. NCBI's taxonomy places the organism in Eukaryota, Metazoa, Nematoda, Chromadorea, Rhabditida, Anisakidae.